CUGGGUGCCCCGGUUCUCGCUCUGCCCCGGCUGCUCCGGGCUCUGCCCCGCCUCCCCCUGGCACUCCUCGGCUCUCCCCGGGUCAGCUCCGGGUUCUCACGGUCUGCUCGGGGAUGGCCCUGCGCUGCCCCGCGCUCCCGGCUCCCCGUGAUGCGGGGCUGGCCCCGAGUUCACACGGAGACGGUGCGCUCGCUGCCGCGUUCCCGGGGUUCAGGGCUGACCUGACCUCUCACUCCGGCCCCCUCUUGGAGUCGCCAGGCUGAGUGUGCGUGGCGGGGGCUGGCGAGCGGGUCCAGGCACGCUCCUCCGAGCACCGGCGCUGCGCCCUCGGCCUCCCUGACCGGAGCCUCUGUGUCCCGUCCCGCACCCCGGCACCCCGCCGAGCGCAGGGGAACCCUCCCCGGCCCCAGAGCCGUGACUCAGCGCUUCUGUGCGAGGCCGUAGCCGCGGACCGGGAGCACGCGGGUGUAGGGUGGGCUGUCUGCCUGAACUCAGAAUUCCGGGAGAGACCGGUGGGGACCGAAGGGCUGAACUCCAGUCAGCGUAACUUGGCUCGGCGUGUGGGCUGGCGAGAGCGCAGCACACAGAGGCUCUUGGGGCAUCGCUCCGAAUUAGCCUGUCACAGGAGCUGUAGUUGAUGGCGCUGAUGUCUGGGGACAGUUGGCGAAGUAACAGCCAGCGAGGGCCUUCAGGAGAGGCGGCCCAUGGCUGGGAAAAGGAAACCCAGCAGUUGUUUCUUGCGUAAUCCUUUUAAAGAGGGCUGAACAUUUUUCUGACCGGCAUGGACCCGUUCUACUUCCACGCCGUGAAUGUGGUCCUGCACUGCCUGGUGACCUUCGUGCUGAUGUACACCUGCGAGAAGACAGUCUUCAAGAGCCGCGGGCUGGCGUUCCUCACCGCCCUGCUCUUCGCGGUGCACCCUGUGCACACUGAGGCGGUGGCUGGCAUCGUGGGCAGAGCGGAUGUGCUGGCGUGCCUCCUGUUCCUGCUGGCUUUCCUCUCCUACCACAGGAGUCUGGAUUGGAGCUGCGAGGGCCCGGGCUCACCCGCCACGGCCUCGCCCUUCUUCCUGCUGCUCAGUCUGCUCCUGGGGACCUGUGCCAUGCUGGUGAAGGAGACGGGCGUCACCGUGUUCGGCGUGUGCCUGCUCUAUGACCUCUUCUCCCCUUCCCACAGGCAGGACGAGCUGAGCAAUGGGGUGACCUGUCAGCACAGCCUGGGGCGGCCCGGGAGCCCCCAGCCCGCCUCUCAGCAAGCCCACCCACACCGGGAGAGCAGAAAGCAGCGCGUCCCACCCAGAGACGCUUGGGGAGGCUGCCACUCACCGCUGCCAGCCACGCCCCGGGGCAGGGCGCUUCCUGUGUCCCCACGGGCGCUGUGGUCCUUGAUGAGGUGUCUGACAGGAAGCAACAGGAAUUUCCUGCUCACCCUGAGACCGUUUUUAAAACGGGCCAUUUUGGUCAUCAGUUAUGUGGCUGUCAUUUUGUAUUUCCGCCUGUGGAUAAUGGGAGGAACUAUGCCUCUCUUCUCAGAGCAGGACAAUCCCGCUUCCUUUUCACCCUACUUCCUCACGAGGUUCCUUACCUAUUCCUACCUCCUGGCCUUCAAUGUGUGGCUUCUGCUUGCACCUAUCACCCUGUGCUACGACUGGCAAGUGGGCAGCAUCCCUCUGGUGGAGACCAUCUGGGACGUGAGGAACCUGGCUACCGUCCUCCUGGCAGUGGCGAUGGCCUCGCUGAGCCUGCACUGUGUGGCGGCCUUCAAGAAGCUGGAGCACAAGGAAGUGUUGACUGGCUUGCUGUUCCUGGUGUUCCCGUUCAUUCCAGCCAGCAACCUCUUCUUCAGGGUGGGCUUCGUGGUGGCCGAGAGAGUCCUGUACAUGCCUAGCAUGGGCUACUGCAUUCUCUUCGUGCACGGACUGAGCAAGCUGUGCGCUGGGCUGAGCAGGUGCGGGGCCAGCUCCCUGAUGGCGUCCACCGUGCUGCUGCUGCUGCUCUUCUCCUGGAAAACUGUGAAGCAGAAUGAGAUCUGGCUGAGCAGAGAGUCCUUAUUCAGGUCUGGAGUUCAGACUCUGCCCCACAAUGCCAAGGUUCAUUACAACUACGCAAAUUUCCUGAAAGACCAAGGCCGGAACAAGGAGGCGAUCUACCACUACAGAACUGCCCUCAAGCUGUACCCACGCCACGCCAGUGCGCUGAACAACCUGGGGACCCUGACGAAGGACGUGGCCGAAGCGGAGGCGUACUACCAGAGGGCCCUGCAGCUGCACCCGCAGCACAACCGCGCGCUCUUCAAUCUGGGGAAUCUCCUGAAGUCCCAGGAGAAAACAGAAGAGGCCAUCAUGCUGCUGAGGGAGUCCAUUAAGUAUGGUCCAGACUUUGCUGACGCCUACUCCAGCUUGGCUUCCCUCCUGGCUGAGCAGGGCAGAUUUAAGGAGGCAGAGGACGUCUACCAGGCUGGGAUCAGGUACUGCCCGGACAGCUCAGACCUGCACAACAACUAUGCCGUGUUUUUGGUCGACGCUGGCUUCCCCGAGAAGGCCGUGGCUCACUACCAGCAGGCCAUCCAGCUGAGCCCGCGCCAUCACGUGGCCGUGGUGAACCUGGGCCGGCUCUACAGGUCCCUGGGGGAGAACAGCAAGGCGGAAGAGUGGUACAGACGCGCCCUGCAGGUGGCCCGCACGGCCGAGGUCCUGUCGCCCCUGGGCGCGCUCUAUUACAACACCGGCCGGCACGAGGAGGCUCUGGACGUGUACCGGGAAGCCGUCGCCCUGCAGCCUGCCCAGCGGGAGCUCCGCCUGGCCCUGGCGCAGGUCCUAGCCGUGGUGGGCCAGACCGGCGAAGCCGAGCAGAUAACCAGCCGCAUCGUGUCCGAGGAGCCGGGAUGCCUGGAAUGCUACCGCCUGCUGUCGGCAAUCCACAGCAGGCAGGAGCACCACGACAAGGCACUGGAAGCCAUUGACAAGGCUCUUCAGCUCAAGCCCAAGGACCCAAAGAUCAUAUCUGAGCUUUUCUUCACGAAAGGAAACCAGCUAAGGGAGCAGAACCUUCUGGAUAAAGCUUUCGAGAGCUACGAGGCGGCUGUGGCCCUGGACCCGGAGCAGGCGCAGGCGUGGAUGAACAUGGGAGGCAUUAGACACAUCCAGGGGAGCUAUGUGUCUGCAAGGGCCUACUAUGAGAGGGCCCUGGGCCUGGUUCCAGACAGCCAGCUGCUGAAGGAGAACCUAGCCAAGCUGGAUCGCCUGGAGAGAAGGUUGCAGGAAGUCCGGGAGCAGGACCACACGUAGUCAGGAAAGGCCGCAGGCUCGUGGGACUCCAGGCUGGAGGAGGACAGGUGGGGGCCUUGCUCACACACUGACUGCCAGCCAGGUGCUCCCCUCCUGCGGACACAGAGGGAGAUGGUUGCUGGUGACUGAUGAAGGGACACGCAGCAAAGGAGAGCCGACAUCUGCCGGGAAGAGAAGGGGAAAGUGCCGCUCUACCGGCUCCGCUGCAUGGCUCCCUCCAGAGGACGAGCAGCCUCGGCAGCACAGAUAGUGAACCGUGUUCUUACUGUAGCAGAAACACAGAGGCAUGGAGUCCUCGGAGCUGCUCCUCUGGGAGGCUGUCUCCUCUGGAUGAGCCCUGGGGAAGAGUCAGCCCGAGCUCAGCUGGUCCCCAGGAGCCCAGGACUGUUGGGAGAUCCCGUGGUGUGCACGGGAGCCGAGCACUGACGCCUGGGCUUGCCCUAAUGUCUCCAAGAGCAUCGCUAAGCAGAAGUUUGUUGAAUCCCGCCCUGGUGUAAGUGUUUCCAGUGCCUAAAACACAAAGAUGGGUCUCCUAGGGGUCUCUGUGGCUAACGUCUCUACAGGAAAGUCAAAGCUCGGCAUCCUAAGUUCUUCAUGGAAAUGUUUUACAUGCUUGUAUCCCAAGCUUCACAAGAGCCGUGUCUCCACUCCAAAACCGUGUGUGUGUGAGCUUAGCCGGGCAGCUGGGACCCUGACGUGUGCUGCUGGCGUGGCGCAGCAGGGUACGGCUGCACACAAGUGUUAGAGUUCUUCUUUAUUCUCCUAAGGUCAAGACUUGCGAGAUUUAUUAUUUUUGAAAGGUAAACCUGAGCACUGAGGAAUCUCCACUACUGUGACACAAUUCCUCACAGACUGAGUCGAGGGAAGACAGCUCUGCUUACUGACUUUUGAGGGUCGGUGAGAAUUCUGUAUUUGAAACACAGUGGCUUUCUGCCUAGUAAAUUUGGAGAGUGUGGAGAGUACUCUAAAACCUUACGGUAAAGUCUGAAUUCAUAAUUUUUUAAAAAUAUGUUUAUAUUUAAAAAUAAGGAAGGCAAGGUUGAAAUCACAAUUAGAAUUAUUUUAGUGUUAUUUAUUAUAUAACUUAUAAAAUAUUUAAUAUAUACAUCCACAUUUCUUGCCUUUUUUUCUCUGUACCUAGUCAUUUUGAUAGCAUCUCUCAAAACCAAGCAUAUGAAAAUUGCAAAAUAGGAAAGCUUUAACACUCUCCCCAGGCCAUACUGGUUAUUUGCCACGAAGGCUGGUAGAACGAGGGGCCACAGCUCAGUCUUGGGGAGUGCAGGAGGUGGAAGGGCUCACCCCAGGGAACAGAACGCCGCAGCCACGAGGCCCUGACGCUGAGCCAGAUGUCACUCAGACCGCUGGAAAGCCAAAGCCCCUCACCAUGCAGCCAGCCCUUCGCUUCCUGCACCCAGCAUCAGGAGGCAGUGCCUGUGUGUGCUAUUUCUGUAGCAGGUAAGCUGAAAUAAGCAGCCGAACACUCCUCUGAAAAGGCUUGCGAGGGAGUUUGGUCCAGCCACACCUCUUCUUUGGGGCAGCUCCUCACCUGCUGUGUGUAUUUGUCUGUCAGCAUUACGCGUCAUAACUUGAUCCAGAACCUUAUUUUCAGCUAAGACAUAAAUCCAAAGGUCAAACAAUGUGCUGUAAUGUUUAUUAUAAAACAGUCCCUGGUCUCGACAUUGGAAGUAGGGAUCCUUGGUAAAAGUGACUUCUUAGCAGCGCUUGUUAGAACAGAGCUACCAGAUGGUGCAUUAGAAGCUGGUGGGGCAGCUUGAACUGCAGUGUUUGACAUGACCUUGCCUUAUUUAAAGUGCUACCAGAGUCUCAGUGUGAGCUUGUUGGGUAAUUACAAGGCAAUGACAGCGUGAGCACUUCUGAAGAGAAAAGGCCCCCUGGCGUCUGGGAGGCUGCUGCCUCUGGGCAUCUCUUCUUCCUCAUUCAUCUGCCAAAACAUUAAAAAUAAGCACUACUCAAAAAGAAAGCAAAGUCAGCGUGCUUUGUUGGCUUGGAUAUUUGGGACCCUUCUUGAAAUGAGCCAGUGAGCUAGGUUCCAUGGCUGGAAUGUUGCCUGUGAGAAAGUCGAUGUUGAGUGCAUCUUGUAACACGCUGUGUGGUCUUUGUAAUGUGGAAUAGCAAGUGGGAGUCUUUCUUACUCCCCAGAAGCGGAGAGCUUGGCUUGUCAUGAGGCACUGUCCAGGGUGGCUGGACAGAGCUUCUGAAGCCUGAGCUGGCGGCCCUCCUCCUCCUCCUCCUUACUGCUCCCAGAGACUUACAGCAGGAAGCGCUCCCCCACUGAGCCCUAGCCACAGCUAAAACUUUCUUUUAACCCAGCCCGGUGGCUCAGAAUUCUGAACACGCCCUGCCUGGGUAGGAAGAAGGAGGCAAAGAGCGAAUCAGGAUUUGUUUGCCUGGGCCGAGCCCCCAGCAUGGCGUUCCUGAAAUGUUUUCCUCUCACAUGCAUGUUGUGUCCCCCUCACCAUCUCUGUCUCAGGCCUGCCCUCCAUCUUACCUAAAGCCAGUCCCUGUCAUGAAACCUUCCCACGGCAGUCCGGUCCUGUGCUUUGACAUAGGUUACAGGAAUGCUUUGGUGGCUUAUUUUAAAUGUGGGGAUUAUUUAGUCCGGACUUUUCAAAGUGAUUCAAAUGUUUCAGGUUCCUGAUGCCAUUUAUAAAACCUGGUUUGCUGGUGGAACGCAGGUGAAUGAACCAAAAGUCCAGAGACCAUGGGAGUGGAUGCUCUGUGGGGCCGGGGGCCUUUUUGUUUGUGUGGUUCUGGGUCAGAACCUCAGGCCCGCAGGCGAGCCCUCUGUCACUGGCUGCCGAAGUCAUCUGAGCCCUGGGUUAGGUUCUUUUGAAAAUCAUAAAGACGCUCCUGGUCUGCAUUAGGAUUCGGGUUUUCUUCUGAAGUCUACAGUGGAAUUGCACAGGCCUUUGCAGCUUUUAGCCAAGACUAAAUAAAAUUCCAAACCACACCGUAGAAGCCUGAGGUGGCUGAACUGAGGGAGGAGAGAAAGCAAACGUCACAUUUCCUGUGACUGUUAGCAGACAGCAACGUGGCUGGUAGGAGGCCUCCCGGGCCUAGCUGCCCUGGGAGAUCAGCCGGGCCCUUUCAGACUCCCUGAAACAGUGCUCCAGUGCCAGCAAAGUGUGCGGAGCUGACUACGUUUAUCAAGGAGAUGUGGGUAAUACCACAAAAUGCUUUUGCCUCGAUACUGAACUAAAAUGAGCCAAAGAAUUGUAAAGAUUGAGUUAUUGCGCUGUGGGUUUGGUCAGGGCCGUUCUUUCUGGACUGGCCGGCAGGUGGCUGAGCGGGGUGGCUUUCUGCUUGUGCCACUGGACUAUAACGUGUCCUUCUGUUUAGAAAAUGCUUGGCUGUCAGAUGGAGAGGCGCUGUCUCGCCAUGUGCAUGUGCCAGGCAGGGUGCCAAGGAUAACAAAAAAACCAACAAAACCUGACUCCUUUGGACUCACAGAAGGUGUCCAUGACAGGCACGGGUUUGCUCUGCCUGGUAUGCAGACAAUGGGCUUUGUUAUUUUGUUCUUGAUUGCACUUAUUAAAACCUGUUUUUUAUGAGCUAGGCACAGUGGUGCAUGCCUUUGAUCCCGGUACUUGGGAGGCAGGGGCAGGUGGAUCUCUGAGUUCAAGGCCAGACUGGUCUGCAGAGUGAGUUCUAAGAUAGCCAGGGCUACACAGAGCUGUCUCAGAAAAAAAAACAACCAACCAACCAACCAAAACUUGUCUUUAAAACAAUCACAGGCAAAUGCCUUUCUGUGGUGCGUCUGCCCAGGAGAAUAGGAAGAUGAGUUAUGACCGAAGGCGCAUAGCCUUGGGGGGCAUUUUUGUUUUCUCGUUGUCAGGCCACACUUUUGACUGUAGAUUGGUAUUGCCCAAUACCACAGAACCUGAGUCCACGCUGCAGCUGUGUAAGCUAAGAAUUCAGAACCAAACAGCACUGUCGGAAACAGUGAUUCCUGUCUGAGUUUUCAACACAAGGCAUGUUGUGUAGUUCUGCAAACACUUCUGGCAUACGUGUUUUUGUGAGCUCUGUUCUGAGAGAGCAGGUAAAGAAAUCAUAGUACAAACCGAGGCUUCAUACUGAAGCAGGACCAUGUGGGGGAGGGGGUAAGACACCUGGAGCCACCGGAGGGUUUCUGCUGAAAUAUGCACAUUUACUCACCCGGACUCCCCUGACUAAAGGCCUCAGGGCACGGAACUCUAAGAACAAGCAGCUAGCACCCAGGGCACCGCCCUGGGCUGACUGUGAGUGGAGUCAGCAGUCAUUCCCACCAGGAAACGCGAGCAGAGGCCAGGGACACGGUGGAUGGCCAUCGUGAGCAGAGGCCAGGGACGCGGUGGAUGGCCAUCGUGAGCGCGUGUCGCUGAUGUGCACUUUCUUUAGUUAGUUGUCGCUGCCAUGGGGACGCACUAGCUCCAGGUCAGCGCUUCAGAGUUCUGGUCCUACUAUCACUCUACGCAGUCACCCGCUGGGCAUUGUGGAGAUAGUAACAGUGACCCAGGCAGUCUUAGUGAUGAGCACCCCAGCCACAGAGCACGUGACAGGCCACCCUGAAAUGGUGGUUGCCCAGCCGUGUCCCAGGACGAAGCAGGUUACAGUCCGUGGGCUUAAAGUUCUCGUGGCGGCCCUGUCACCACCCGGGUGAAAGGAAGGAGCAUUUUCCUCCUGGGGACUGAGGUGCCUGUUUCGGCCGUGUGGAAGCUGCUGUCUGCUGUCAGGGCGGAGUUCUUUGAUCCUACUGCUCAACAUUCCUGUUUUGGCUGAUCAUAUAUAAAUGUACACCUGCAUUAUUUUUACUAUGCUGCUUAAAACAUUUCUCCGUUUAAGUCUGACUGUAUACUUUGCCUGAGUCUUUCAAAAAUAAAAUUUAUGUAAAUGUCUAUUUUAUAUAAAACAUGGUAAAAUAAGAA
Meriones unguiculatus (Mongolian gerbil) is the source of this 8211-nucleotide messenger RNA. It is a transcript of the gene Tmtc1, whose product is annotated as transmembrane O-mannosyltransferase targeting cadherins 1. Gene Ontology annotation, molecular function: protein binding; mannosyltransferase activity. The transcript has 20 exons. Gene Ontology annotation, biological process: protein O-linked glycosylation via mannose; RNA processing. The record is from RefSeq and is a predicted model, not a curated record. The coding region runs from base 782 to 3286 and encodes 834 amino acids. NCBI's taxonomy places the organism in Eukaryota, Metazoa, Chordata, Mammalia, Rodentia, Muridae.